Diceros bicornis minor is the source of this 483-nucleotide messenger RNA. It is a transcript of the gene CIMIP5, whose product is annotated as chromosome 12 C2orf50 homolog. NCBI's taxonomy places the organism in Eukaryota, Metazoa, Chordata, Mammalia, Perissodactyla, Rhinocerotidae. The coding region runs from base 1 to 483 and encodes 160 amino acids. The transcript is spliced from 3 exons. The record is from RefSeq and is a predicted model, not a curated record.
AUGGGGAGCCACCACAUCCCUGGGCUCCAGAGAACCACAUCAGCUGGGUACCGACUGCCCUCCAUCAGGCCACCAGCCUUAGUCUCCCCCACUGCCCAGGGCAGCCCUGUGGCGGGAAGGGGCCUUGCUGGUGGCCACCAGGCCCCCCAGGACCCAGAGGCCAAGCGGGCAUCUCUGAGAGCUGACAAUGUGCAGCAGGACCAGCUGUGGAGGGAGCUCCUGGAGGCCGAGAGGCGGAGCCAGCGGCGCUGGGCUCAGAAUUGGAGUUUCCUGAAAGACUAUGAUCCCAUGGGCAAUGAGAAGGAGCCCGCGAAGUUGCCGGAGUACGUGCCUCCCUUUUCUGACACGGUCCCCAAUUCCACGAACCGGGUCGUGGGCAGCAGGUUGGACACGCAGCUGGGGAAGACCCUCAUCGGCAUGGACUUCUUCUUUGUGGAAGGAGUCAGGAAGAAGAAGCUGGAAGGCGAGCUGCAGCCCGUCUAG